UGCAGCAGCAGCAUCGGGACUAUGUCGAUCCAGCCGUAUAGUGGCCAUCGGACUUGCUUUUGUCAGCCGUCAUAGUUUCUAUUCACGGCCGGGCUUUGAAGUGGUGUGGCCUAGACGCCGACGUGUAUUUUCGGCAUUCAGACAGGAACUGUCGCGGUGUCGCUCCCCCGGAGAGAAAAAGAGCAGUUUAUGGUGCUGCGCGCAGAUGCAUGCGUGAAGGGAGACGGAGAGAAGGCUGGAAUAAUACGCGAUUAAGGAUAUCCCCAUGCAGCUCGCCGUUAUUUUGAGACUGGACCGAAACAACGGACGGGAUUAAGAAGUACAGCAUUCACAGAGUGGAAAGGACUACCAUGCAUGUUGCACCCAACCGCAGCUGAAGACACUGUUCCUGAGAAGCAGCGGUCAAGCCAUGGAGGACCCGUACAAGGAUGGCCUUCCCGUGGACAUGGCAACAACGGCGGGUGCCCAAGGAUCGGAGAUGUGCCCCAACGGCACACUACCAGGUGGGGAGGCCGUCGGAAAACUUGAUAACGAAGAAAACCCUGUCGUUCCCACGGACGCGUGGAACGUGGGUUCCCCACCCUUGGCCAAGAGGUCCUUAUCUCCCCUACUUGGAGUACCAGGGAGCACGCCUGUUGUGACGCAGACCACCGACUCACCAGGAGGAGGGGUCGCCCUCAAGGUGGCCACGACCGUCUUCCAGCCCCUUUGUCUAGGUGACAGCCCAAUGGUGCUGCCCAUCCUGGCAGGGGCGACUGGAGCACAGGUGGGGCAGACCGCAGGUGCGGCGCCUUACCUGAUGACGGCCCAAGGGCCCGUCUCUCUGCCCCUGGUCCUGGAGCAGCAGGUGUUCCAGCACCUGGCUCCCCAGAUGUUGUCGCAGGGCGGGCCCUGUCCCACGCUAUCCUUGCCCAACAACAUCCUGUGCCAGAACGCUUCCAUGGCACUCCCGCCUCCUCCGCCCCCUACGCCGCUGGACCAGAAAGGAGGGGUUCCCAUGCUGGACCAGAGCCUAAUGACGCUCCUCCAGAACCCCAAUUUUGCGGCCAUCCUGCAGGACCUUUUCCCCAACCAGGGCGGCACCUCGCCCACCUGUCACACGGCCGGCUCUCCCCAGCCGGACACUUUCUCGACAGGUUUCUUCCCACCUCCACUACCGCCACUUCCACACCCUUAUAGUUCCUCAUUGGCUCCCCUGGUGCCUCCAGCCACUUUGCUGGUUCCCUAUCCCAUAGUUGUACCUCUUCCGGUUCCCCUUCCCAUCCCCAUCCCCAUCCCUAUUCCAAUACCACAGGCGGAGGACACAAAAGUGGCCCCGGACCCUCCCAAGCCAGUGUGCACAUUUAGCCAGGGUACACAGACUUCGGCAAAAGACUUUGCCCCUAGUGUACCAUCGCCCAAUGUAGACACUGCCGCUCCACUGCAACAACAAUCCCCCACAUCCCCAUCUAGUCUUUCCAGUAUGGCAGAGGGGGAGGCUCUGGAUCUAUCUGUCAGGGCACCUCCCAUACAGACAAAGCAGGAACCAGUUUGCCACCAGCAUCAGGAGAAUGUCCUUGACCUGUCCAUUGGUGGAGUAAGAAAGACCUGCAUUCAGUCUUGCCGUUCAAACGGGAGUUUAGAGGGCGAGAGAGAUCGACUUUGUAUGCCGGGUCAGGAGAUGGGGCCGUCAGGAGCCAUCUCGUUAGGGAUGCUACGGCAAGUGGAGUGUCCACCCAAGCUGGACUCGAAGCUCCUGAGCGGCCUGGCAUCUUUGGAAUUUAGUCGGCAGCACAAGUGGGUCAUGGACAGCGCCAGCAGCAGCUCCAUGGCUGGCGCGGUCCACGACGCGGGCCUCGGCGGCGGGGGAAACAUAGAGAUCGUCAGCACCUCGCAGACCGCCAAGGUCAUCGUGUCGGUGAAGGACGCCAUGCCGGCCAUCUUCUGCGGCAAACUCAAGGGCUUAUCCGGGGUCUCCACCAAGAACUUCUCCAUCAAGCGAGAUGCGGCGCAGGCCGGAUACGCCGCCUUGCCCCGCGCCCCUUCGGACCCGAGAGGGGCAGGGGACCCCAAUGACCCACUCAAGAAAAUGUCCAAGAACAGAUCCAUCAAACUGAAGAAGGUCAGCUCUCAGGAGAUCCACAUUCUACCGAUUAAGAAGCAGCGGCUAGCAGCCUUUCUACCCAGGAAGUGAGGGGACAGGGCGCCAGGUAGUCGACGUGAGGGUACAGGUCAGGUAUACAUGAUGUGGGACUGGAGGGAGAGAUGGAGAGAGCGAGGAGUGGAGAAAAGGAUGGAGAGGAGAGAAGGAUGGAGCAAGGGAGACAGAAACCCAACAGUUGAUUGGACUUGAAGAGGUUCUGGGACACUCUCCAAGUCUAUCAAAGCGAUUAAGACCAGUCCAGACAGGCGGUCUUUGAAGGGCACUUGACCCAGAAGUGAGGGUACAGGCCAGGUACAUGAAGAGGGAUUGGAAGGGAGUGAUAGAGAGCGACAGAGAGAGAGAGAGAGAGAGAGAGAGAGAGAGAGAGAGAGAGAGAGAGAGAGAGAG
Messenger RNA from Engraulis encrasicolus (European anchovy), 2530 nucleotides. Its product is annotated as retinoic acid-induced protein 2. Lineage: Eukaryota; Metazoa; Chordata; Actinopteri; Clupeiformes; Engraulidae. Gene Ontology annotation, biological process: animal organ development. The transcript is spliced from 2 exons. The record is from RefSeq and is a predicted model, not a curated record. Gene Ontology annotation, cellular component: nucleus. The coding region runs from base 410 to 2173 and encodes 587 amino acids.